GGAAACCGGAGUGAACCGAGAGCUUAGUGACCAACAUGAGCCUCCUCAACAAGCCCAAGAGUGAGAUGACCCCGGAGGAGCUGCAGAAGCGAGAGGAGGAGGAAUUUAAUACGGGUCCACUCUCUGUGCUCACUCAGUCCGUCAAAGACAACACCCAAGUGCUUAUCAACUGCCGCAACAAUAAGAAACUCCUGGGCCGCGUGAAGGCCUUCGAUAGGCACUGCAACAUGGUGCUGGAGAACGUGAAGGAGAUGUGGACUGAGGUACCCAAGAGCGGCAAGGGCAAGAAGAAGUCUAAGCCAGUCAACAAAGACCGCUAUAUCUCCAAGAUGUUCCUGCGCGGGGACUCAGUCAUUGUGGUCCUGCGGAACCCGCUCAUCGCCGGCAAGUAGGAGCCACCUAUCCCUGUCAGGCAACAGAACUCACUCCCCAGUCCUACAGAGACCGCUGCCGCUGGUGUUGAGAACAAUAAAGCUCUGUGUUUUUUUUUCUAAAAAAAAAAAAAAAAAAAAAAAAAAAAGAAAA
Messenger RNA from Cebus imitator (Panamanian white-faced capuchin), 525 nucleotides. RefSeq names its product small nuclear ribonucleoprotein Sm D2-like. Gene Ontology annotation, biological process: RNA splicing; spliceosomal snRNP assembly. Bases 36 to 392 code for a protein of 118 amino acids. NCBI's taxonomy places the organism in Eukaryota, Metazoa, Chordata, Mammalia, Primates, Cebidae. The transcript has a single exon. Gene Ontology annotation, cellular component: U5 snRNP; precatalytic spliceosome; U1 snRNP. Gene Ontology annotation, molecular function: RNA binding. The record is from RefSeq and is a predicted model, not a curated record.